AUGCUGUCAAGGGAACUAGAUUUACCAUUGGAAGUCAUUGAAUAUUACACGGACAGUAAGGUAGUGCUCGGCUACCUAUCCAACGAGCAUCGGCGCUUUUAUGUGGACGUGUGCAACCGCGUCUCCAGAAUCCGUAAGAGUUCUUCUCCAUCUCAGUGGAACUAUGUGGCGACACAUGACAACCCUGCAGAUCAAGGAACCCGUGGCCUUCUACCUGAACAAUUAUGUGGAAGCUUGUGGUUACAAGGACCAAAUUUCCUUAGAGAAAACAAUGAAAAGGAGUGUAAGAAACAGUUUUCGUUGAUUGAUCCAGAACAGGACAAUGAGAGACGCCCCCGCAUCACAGCAAUGAAGACUACAUCUACUACUCCAACUCUUGAUACAGCACUUUUUAGUCGUUUUGGCAGUUGGAUGAGCCUUGUUCGAGCCCUCAUUUUUAUCAAGAGUAAACUCAGAGCAAGAACAGAGGCCGCCACUGAAAUAUCUCGCCGAGACGCUGAACUGUUGAUAAUGAAAGAGGUCCAACGUCAGUGCUAUCAGAAGGAAUUAAUGGCUUUGCAUGCUAAUCGACCACUUCCGAGGGACAGCUCAAUCCUGACCUUGUCGCCCUAUUUGUGA
Ostrea edulis (European flat oyster) is the source of this 618-nucleotide messenger RNA. RefSeq lists its product as uncharacterized. The record is from RefSeq and is a predicted model, not a curated record. NCBI's taxonomy places the organism in Eukaryota, Metazoa, Mollusca, Bivalvia, Ostreida, Ostreidae. The transcript has a single exon. The coding region runs from base 1 to 618 and encodes 205 amino acids.